AUGUUGAGCUUCGUAAAGCCUUAUCUUUUGGGUACAGCAAAAGAAUUCAGAAAUCGAUUUGUUAAUCCUAUAAUAAAUGGACAGUAUGAUGAUUCUACAGCCUAUGAUGUUAAAAUUAUGAAGAAACGAAUUCAUAUUCUUCAUAAACUUCUGGAUGGAUGUGUUCAGAGGUGUGACUAUUCAGCUUUGACAAAAUUUCUGCCUCCCAAACAUGAAUUUGUUAUAAGUGUUAAAUUAAGUGAUGUCCAGAUAAAAAUGUAUCGAUGGUAUUUAGAAAAUAAAUCGCAAAGAAAUCUUGAAAAAAAGCAAGGUUCAACACUUUUUAAUGACUACAAUGUAAUGAGAAAUCUAUGUAUUCAUCCUUAUAUUUGUCAUACACAAUUUUUGCAGCAGGAGAAAAGAAGGUUACUCAGAGAUGAUGAUGAGGAUAUGAGUGAUUUUAUAAAUGAUGAGUCAGAGUCUGAAGCCACUUCAAAAGAGGGGACUAGCUCAGAUGAGGAAGAAGUAAUUAGAACGUAUAAGACAAGACGACAUCAAGCUGAAAAUAGUGAGACUGAGUCAGAACCUGAACCUGAGAAACAAUGGUAUCAUGAAUUCAUUUCUGAGGAAGAUAAAAAUAAAAUUGAGCUGAGUGGGAAAAUGGUUCUUCUUGUGGAUAUUAUUAAAGAAUGUGAAGCUAUUGGUGAUAAAAUUGUCGUAUUCUCUCAAUCAUUACUAACACUUGAUAUGGUUGAAGUGAUUCUGCAGUAUCUUGAUCAGCAGACUCCAUCAGAUCUUGAUAUGCAGCGAGACGCCAUUGGGUCAUGGAUUUCUGGAGUAGACUAUUUCCGAAUGGAUGGUUCAACUUCUGCUGACUUCAGAAAAAGUUUUAUAGAUAAGUUUAAUGACAGAAAUAAUGAAAGAGCUCGUCUGUUCCUUAUAUCUACUAAAGCUGGAUCAUUGGGUACUAAUCUGAUUGGUGCAAACAGAGUUGUGAUUUUAGAUGCUUCAUGGAAUCCUUCUCAUGAUGUUCAAGCUAUUUUUAGAGUGUAUAGAUUUGGCCAAAUUAAACCAGUGUAUAUUUACAGAUUACUUGCACAAGGUACAAUGGAAGAAAAGAUUUACGAUCGUCAAGUGACAAAACUCUCAUUAUCAAUUCGUGUGGUGGAUGAGCAACAGAUUGAUCGGCAUUUCAAUGCUGCAGAAUUAGCUGAAUUGUAUACAUUUAAUCCAGAUUCAACUUCUAAUCGCCCAACUCCUAUGGUUCCAAAUGAUCGUCUUCUUGCCGAAAUGCUUAUUAGAAAUAAAGACUGGAUUGUUACAUAUCAUGUGCAUGAUUCACUUCUUCAAAAUGAAACAGAAGAAGAUCUUACUGAAGAAGAAAGGAAAGCAGCUUGGGAAGAAUAUGAAAAUGAAAGAGAAGGACGUACCACUGCAAAUAUUGUCCCAGGUAUUCAGAAUUUACCAGGUUAUCAAGGCAUAUUCAAUUAUUAUCAGGAACCAAAUUUUGAUGAAGCUGAUUAUCAAGGACCACUUAUUCCAACUGUUCAAAAGAUAAUGAGUGAUUUAACUACUCAUAUUAAUAAGCAGUAUCCACAUGCUUCAGCUUUUCAAAAGAAUUGUCAACUUCUGCGAUCUGUGCAUGCAAUUAGAGCUGCAUUUCAAGAAAAGCAUGUAAAGAUUAUAAGAAUGAAGCAAGAGGUA
Stegodyphus dumicola is the source of this 1683-nucleotide messenger RNA. RefSeq lists its product as uncharacterized. The record is from RefSeq and is a predicted model, not a curated record. Gene Ontology annotation, cellular component: nucleus. NCBI's taxonomy places the organism in Eukaryota, Metazoa, Arthropoda, Arachnida, Araneae, Eresidae. Gene Ontology annotation, molecular function: ATP binding; ATP hydrolysis activity.